AUGGUUGUCUUGGUGACCGCUGCUAACGGUCCGGGUCGCAGAGAUUCCUUGUUGUGUGGCUGCCACCUGAGCUGCAGACUGGAGACGCUUUGGGUCCCCCGAAGUGGCAGAGAAAAUUGAAUUAGAAAAGAAAAUUGACCCAUAAUAAUAAAAAAUGUCUCGAAAAAUUCCUAAGGAGUCAAAAAAAGUGAACAUUUCUAGUUCUUUGGAAUCUGAAGAUAUUAGUUUAGAAACAACGAUUCAUACAGAUGAUAUUUCCUCACCAGAAGAUCGAGAGGGUAAAGUCAAAAUCACCAGGCAGAUAAUUGAACGAAAAGAAUUACUUCAUAAUAUUCAACUACUGAAAAUAGAGCUAUCCCAGAAAAAUAUGAUGAUUGACAAUUUGAAAAUGGAUUAUCUUACAAAGAUUGAAGAAUUGGAGGAGAAACUUAAUGAUGCACUUCACCAGAAGCAGCUCCUAACUUUGAGAUUAGAUAACCAACUGACUUUUCAACAGAAGGACGCUAAAAAAUAUCAAGAACUAGUGAAACAAGAAAUGGAAACCAUUUUAUUGAGACAGAAACAGCUAGAAGAGACAAAUCAUCAGCUAAGAGAGAAAGCUGGAGAUGUUCGUCGAAACCUGCGUGACUUUGAGUUGACAGAAGAGCAAUAUAUGAAACUAAAAGCUUUUCCUGAAGAUCAGCUUUCUAUUCCUGAAUAUGUAUCUGUUCGGUUCUAUGAACUAGUGAAUCCAUUGAGAAAAGAAAUCUGUGAACUACAUGUGAAAAAGAAUGACCUAUCAGAAGAAUUAAAUACAAAUAAAGUCCAACUGAAGCAACUGACAGAGACAUAUGAGGAAGAUCGAAGAAACUACUCUGAACUUCAAAUUAGAUGUCAGCGUUUGGCCUUAGAAUUAGCAGAUACAAAACAACUGAUUCAGCAGGGAGACUACCGUCAAGAAAACUAUGAUAAAGUUAAGAGUGAGCGUGAUGCACUUGAACAGGAAGUACUUGAUUUUAGGAGAAAACAUGAAAUACUUGAAGCCACUCACAUUACUCAAGUUAAAGAAAGAAGUGAAUUAUCAAAAGAGGUGACCACCUUACAGCAGACGGUUACUUUACUGCAGAAGGAUAAAGAAUAUCUCAACCGCCAAAACAUGGAGCUCAGUGUACGCUGUGCCCAUGAAGAGGACCGCCUAGAGAGGCUGCAGGCUCAGCUCGAAGAGACCAAACGGGCUAGAGAAGAGAUGUAUGAAAAAUACGUGUCAUCCAGAGACCAUUAUAAAACAGAAUAUGAAAGUAAACUACAUGAUGAACUGGAACAAAUCAGAUUGAAAACUAACCAAGAAAUCGAUCAGCUUCGAAGUGCCACUAGGGAAAUGUAUGAACGAGAGAACAGAAAUCUCCGAGAAGCAAGGGACAAUGCUAUGGCUGAAAAGGACCGUGCAGUAAUGGCUGAAAAGGAUGCUUUAGAAAAACAUGAUCAGCUCUUGGAUCGAUACAGAGAAUUACAACUUAGUACCGAAAGCAAAGUAGCAGAAUUUCUCCAUCAAAGUAAAUUAAAGUCUUUUGAAAGUGAGCGGGUUCAACUUCUGCAAGAGGAAACUGCAAGAAAUCUCACACAGUGUCAGCUGGAAUGUGAAAAAUACCAGAAAAAAUUAGAGGUUUUAACUAAAGAAUUUUACAGUCUCCAAGCCUCUUCUGAAAAACGCAUUACUGAACUUCAAGCACAGAACUCUGAACAUCAGGCAAGGCUAGACAUUUAUGAGAAGUUGGAAAAAGAGCUCGAUGAAAUAAUAAUGCAAACUGCAGAAAUUGAAAAUGAGGACGAGGCUGAAAGGGUUCUUUUUUCCUAUGGCUAUGGUGCUAAUGUUCCCACAACAGCGAAAAGACGACUGAAGCAAAGGUAA
Molecule: messenger RNA, 1888 nt
Organism: Castor canadensis (American beaver)
Lineage: Eukaryota; Metazoa; Chordata; Mammalia; Rodentia; Castoridae
Source: RefSeq, a predicted model, not a curated record